This is a messenger RNA of Cooperia oncophora, 2547 nucleotides long. NCBI's taxonomy places the organism in Eukaryota, Metazoa, Nematoda, Chromadorea, Rhabditida, Trichostrongylidae. The record is from the annotation of a GenBank genome assembly.
AUGCCAUUAGGUGCGGGUCCUGUCGUCAUCGAUGACAUGAACUUUCCGAAGGAUGUGCAGGACGAAGCCAAUAUGUAUUUCGAGCAGGUUCUGGCAUGUGUCGUAAAAAACCUGUUUGAAGAAUAUCGAUUUUUCCAUGAAUAUCCAGAACGUGAAUUACGAACCACUGCCGAGAUUUAUGGUGGUAUUAUUAGAGAAGGAAUAAUCAGUAAUUUGCAUUUCGCAACGGCAGUACGAAAAGUGAUUGAAUCUCUGCAGUCAGAAGUUGGUAGUAUGUUGUGGACGUUUGGUAUAGUCUCACUGACAGCAUGUCGAUCAAAGCUGUGUUCCUAUCCUAAGGUCUGCUCAAUGAUUGCACAACAUGAAAAUUUCUCGAAGUUUCCACAAGGACUCAAAGAAUAUGUGUUAGCUGGAUUGAAAGGAGAGCUACCUGGGCAAAGUAUGGCCCCACCACCGAUGGAUUCUAGUGGACGAGCAACACCACCCCUCAGUUGGACACCAGCACAACGAUCAUCGAGCACGGAAAGUGCCAAAGCAACGUCAAGCAGCACUAGUGUUGGAAGUACAAAUAGAACUCUAUUCAGUGCCACAUGUGCUUGGAUACGUUCCAUAUUGAAAGUGUUAGCAGAACUACAUAAUGAACCAGAUUUGAAGAUCAAUUUGAAAUUCGAAAUUGAGGCAACGUCAAGCAGCACUAGUGUUGGAAGUACAAAUAGAACUGGUAAUUCGGUGUUGUCAUAUACGAAUGUGGACACACUGGUUUCGGCGACGGAAAAGGAAGGUGCAGAGGUUGCGCAGCCGGACAUUUCGGUCGUUGAUAAAGUACUCUUCUUAUUCAACAAUCUCUCUCAGAGUAAUUUAACAACCAAAAAGGAUGAGGUGUUGGCGCUAAUUGAUGAGCACGGUGAACCGUUUAUUCGAUGGUUUGCUCAAUAUGUGGUCAUGAAGCGGGUAUCGAUCGAACAAAACUUCCUGCCCUUGUAUAAUCAAUUUGUACAAGCGAUAAACCAUCCACUCCUGGACGCGCACAUCAAGCGAGAAACGUUCAGAAAUAUUAGGAUUUUGUUACGAUCUGACAAGCGACAAGCUGCUUCGAACUACAGUGACCGACAGUUGUUGAAGAAUUUGGGAAUGUGGCUGGGUUCUAUCACAAUAGCCCGGAAUAAGCCUAUUCUGAUUCAUGUAAGUAACUUGGUCUGUGCAUUCAACAGUGCUCAUGUUUACCGCGUUAUUCACCCGCUUGCGUUCGUCCCGCCCCAUAAUGUCUCAGUGUUGGCGCUAAUUGAUGAGCACGGUGAACCGUUUAUUCGAUGGUUUGCUCAAUAUGUGGUCAUGAAGCGGGUAUCGAUCGAACAAAACUUCCUGCCCUUGUAUAAUCAAUUUGUACAAGCGAUAAACCAUCCACUCCUGGACGCGCACAUCAAGCGAGAAACGUUCAGAAAUAUUAGGAUUUUGUUACGAUCUGACAAGCGACAAGCUGCUUCGAACUACAGUGACCGACAGUUGUUGAAGAAUUUGGGAAUGUGGCUGGGUUCUAUCACGAUAGCCCGGAAUAAGCCUAUUCUGAUUCAUGAAUUAGAUCUGAAAGCACUGCUUAUGGAAGCAUACUAUAAAGGACAACAAGAACUGCUAUUUGUCGUUCCAUUCAUUGCGAAAAUCCUGUUCUCGUGUGGUAAAACGCAGCUAUUCAGUGCCACAUGUGCUUGGAUACGUUCCAUAUUGAAAGUGUUAGCAGAACUACAUAAUGAACCAGAUUUGAAGAUCAAUUUGAAAUUCGAAAUUGAGGUGUUGUGUAAAGAGCUAUCAGUGGAUUUGGAAUCAUUACCAAUCGAAGGCUUGCUGAAAGACACUGAUCGCCUUGUGAGAGUGACGCAGCAACUAUCAGACCUGAAAACCCUCUCACAGCCCGAUCAAGCUAAUAGCAGUCCUGUCCCGGGGCAAAUGCGACUUGCCCCGGAUGCAGUGUCGGCUCCCGGAGCGGACACGAAGCCUUCGACCCCGAAUCCUGAAUCGGAAGGCUCGUCAGCAAUUGUUGACGGCACGGCCAGUGCUGUGAUCGUACCACCGCUUCAUUUUGCUUACCAUGAUAUCAACGUGACAUCAUAUGAGGGACUUAUUCCUCAUAUCAAGUUCCAGCUGUCACUACCGUUGUUCCAGCUCCACCCACAAAUGAAGCAUCAUGUUCGACCUGCACUCACUCAGGCCAUCAAGGAACUCAUCGGUUGGAUUUUUCGAACAAUUUUUAGCGAGACUAUUCCCAUUGUACUGAACAAAGCCGUUAUAGGGCCAGUGGCUGAGAGAGCACUGAAGAUUGCGAUGAUUGUCACCGAAACUCUGGUUCGCAAAGACUUUGCUUUGGAUCCCGAUGAGAACAACUUGAAGAAGGCAGCAUUUCACAUGAUGCGUGCUAUGACAGCUGGUAUGGCGAUGAUCACCUGCCGUGAUCCUUUGGCUGGCACAAUGGCGUCCUUGCUGCAGCAGUCGUUCACCAAUUCUCUUCGAACAUCAAAUUCUGAACUGGUUAGUCCUAAUCAAUACUGUGGUUGA